Messenger RNA from Dromiciops gliroides (monito del monte), 9081 nucleotides. RefSeq names its product SH3 and multiple ankyrin repeat domains 1 (gene SHANK1). Gene Ontology annotation, molecular function: synaptic receptor adaptor activity; ionotropic glutamate receptor binding. The record is from RefSeq and is a predicted model, not a curated record. Lineage: Eukaryota; Metazoa; Chordata; Mammalia; Microbiotheria; Microbiotheriidae. The transcript is spliced from 24 exons. Gene Ontology annotation, cellular component: dendritic spine; postsynaptic density; postsynaptic membrane. Bases 119 to 6556 code for a protein of 2145 amino acids.
GUGGGGGGUGGGGAGGGAGGGGGGACAGGGGGCCGCGGGCGCCGCCGACCGGGACCCAGCAGCCCCGCCGGUCAGCUGCCUGUGAUGCUGCGGCUCCCUGUGGCCCCGCGGCCCCACGAUGCCCCGAAGCCCCGUGUCCAGCGAGGAGGAGCGACGCAGUGUGAGCGAGUGCCCCGAAGCGGGCUCCGAGUCCGACAGCUCCCGGGACGGCCCGGGGAGGGGACCCAAAGGGGCCCGGGGCCGGGCUGGGGGGGCUGGCAUUAGCCUGGCCUCUGCCCGCCGCCUUCAGGGCCGCUCCAUGUCGGUGCCCGACGACGCCCACUUCAGUAUGAUGGUCUUCCGGAUUGGGAUCCCAGAUCUGCAUCAGACUAAAUGUCUGCGGUUCAAUCCGGAUGCCACCAUCUGGGCUGCCAAGCAGCAAGUCCUGUGUGCCCUGAGCGAAAGUCUCCAGGAUGUGCUUAACUACGGGCUGUUCCAGCCAGCGUCCUCUGGCCGGGAUGCCAACUUCCUGGAGGAGGAGCGGCUGCUCCGAGAAUACCCCCAGUCCUUUGAGAAGGGCGUGCCCUACCUCGAGUUCCGAUACAAGACCCGGGUUUACAAACAGACCAAUCUGGAUGAGAAGCAGCUAGCAAAACUCCACACCAAGACCGGGUUGAAGAAGUUUCUGGAGUAUGUACAGCUUGGCACAUCCGACAAGGUGGCAAGACUGUUGGACAAGGGGCUGGACCCCAAUUAUCAUGACUCUGACUCAGGAGAGACGCCCCUGACGCUGGCAGCCCAGAUCGAGGGCUCGGUGGAUGUGAUCCGCACACUGUGCUUGGGUGGAGCCCACAUUGACUUCCGGGCUCGGGAUGGCAUGACGGCGCUGCAUAAGGCUGUGUGUGCCCGGCACUGCAUGGCCCUCACGGCUCUGCUGGAUCUUGGAGGAUCCCCCAACUACAAGGAUCGCCGAGGGCUGACUCCCUUGUUCCACACAGCAAUGGUGGGUGGAGACCCUCGAUGCUGUGAACUAUUGCUCUACAACCGAGCCCAGCUGGGCGUUGCUGAUGAGAACGGCUGGCAGGAGAUCCACCAGGCCUGCCAGAGGGGUAACUCCCAACACCUGGAACACCUGCUGUUUUACGGGGCUGAGCCAGGUGCCCAGAAUGCAUCGGGGAACACAGCCUUGCACAUCUGUGCUCUCUACAACAAGGAGACAUGUGCCCGGAUCCUCCUCUAUCGGGGGGCCAACAAGGAGGUGAAGAACAACAAUGGACAGACACCUUUCCAGGUGGCUGUAAUAGCUGGCAACUUUGAGCUGGGGGAGCUGAUCCGAAACCAUCGAGACCAGGACGUGGUCCCCUUCCAGGAGUCCCCCAAGUAUGCAGCCCGUCGGAGGGGAGCUCCACCAGGCACAGGGCUGACUGUACCCCCGAUGCUGCUCCGAGCUAACAGCGACACCAGCAUGGCACUGCCUGAUUGGAUGGUGUUUUCACCCUCUGGGCCCCCCGGCCCUGGCCCUGGCCCUGGCCCUGGCCCUGGCCCUGCCCCAGCGGCCCCAGCUCCGACAACCCCCUCUACCCCAGGCACCAAACUCAGCAGCGGCACUCUGCGCAGUGCCAGCAGCCCUCGGGGUGCCCGGGCCCGCUCCCCUUCCCGAGGGAGGCACCCAGAGGAGACAAGGAGGCAACCCCGGGGACGGCCCAGCUCCAGUGGGACACCCAGAGAGGGGCCAUCUGGGGGCACAGGGGGAUCCGGGGGCCCUGGGGGCUCCCUGGGAAGCCGGGGACGGCGACGGAAGCUCUACACGGCAGUGCCAGGACGCUCCUUCAUGGCCGUGAAGCCAUACCAGGCCCAGGGCGAGGGGGAGAUCUCCUUGAGCAAGGGAGAGAAGAUCAAAGUGCUCAGCAUCGGGGAAGGAGGCUUCUGGGAAGGUCAGGUCAAAGGUCGUGUUGGCUGGUUCCCCUCAGAGUGCCUGGAGGAGGUGGCUAAUCGCUCCCAGGAGGGAAAGCAAGAAAGUCGAAGUGACAAAGCCAAAAGGCUCUUCCGACAUUACACCGUGGGCUCUUAUGACAGCUUUGACGCCCCCAGUGACUACAUCAUUAAGGAGAAGACCGUCCUACUACAGAAGAAGGACAGUGAGGGGUUUGGUUUUGUGCUACGAGGGGCCAAGGCGCAGACCCCCAUCGAGGAGUUCACUCCCACCCCAGCAUUCCCUGCUCUCCAGUAUCUGGAAUCUGUGGAUGAGGGCGGCGUGGCCUGGAGAGCAGGACUUCGGAUGGGGGACUUCCUCAUCGAGGUGAACGGACAGAAUGUUGUAAAGGUUGGGCAUCGGCAAGUGGUCAAUAUGAUCCGCCAGGGUGGUAACACCCUGAUGGUGAAGGUGGUGAUGGUCACCCGGCACCCGGACAUGGACGAGGCUGCCCACAAGAAAGUGCCCCAGCAAGCUAAACGUCUGCCACCCCCCGCUAUCUCAUUGCGGUCUAAGUCCAUGACUUCGGAGCUGGAGGAGAUGGUCUCCCCCUGGAAGAAGAAGAGUGACUAUGAACAGGCACCAAUGCCCAGCGUGGAGAAGAAGAGGACAGUCUAUCAGAUGGCACUGAACAAACUGGAUGAGAUAUUAGCAGCUGCUCAGCAGACGAUCAGCGCGAGCGAGGGGCCCGGGCCAGGCGGCCUUCCUUCUCUGGGCAAACACCGAGCCAAGGGCUUCUUUGCUACUGAGUCCAGCUUUGAUCCCCACCACCGUUCCCAGCCUAGUUAUGAACGGCCAUCUUACCUACCCCCUGGACCAGGCCUCAUGCUUCGACAAAAGUCCAUUGGGGCCGCUGAGGACGACAGGCCGUACCUGACGCCCCCAGCUAUGAAGUUCAGCCGAAGUCUGUCUGUCCCGGGCUCGGAAGAUAUACCCCCACCCCCGACGACGUCCCCGCCUGAGCCCCCUUACAGCACCCCGCCAGCCCCAUCCUCCUCUUCGGGCCGACUCACUCCCUCCCCCCGGGCUGGGCCAUUCAACCCAGGGAGCGGGGGCCCACUGCCUUCCUCCUCCCCGGCCUCUUUUGACGGGCCCACCCUCCCCGAUUCCCGGCCUUCAGGCCGAGACAAGGGUCUAUACCACGCGGGUCCAGGCGUUCUGCCCCCUGCCCACCACCAUCCUCCGCACCACCACCACCACCAUGCCCCGCCCCCUCAACCCCACCACCACCACGCCCACCCGCCCCAUCCUCCCGAGAUGGAGACCGGUGGCUCUCCGGACGACCCCCCGCCCCGCUUAGCCUUAGGCCCCCAGCCCAGCCUUCGGGGUUGGCGGGGCGGCGGCCCGAGUCCUUCUCCCGGGGGCCCAGGACCCUCCCCUUCCCACCACGGCGGUGGCGGCGGCGGCGGCGGCGUGGGAUCAUCCCCCGCGCCUGCCCUGCGUUAUUUCCAGCUCCCGCCCCGGGCGGCCAGCGCCGCCAUGUACGUGCCUGCCCGCUCGGGCCGGGGUCGCAAAGGCCCCCUGGUCAAACAGACCAAGGUGGAAGGCGAGCCCCAGAAGGUGAGCCCCGGGGCAGGCCCAGCCCCGGCGCCCCCGUCGCCAGCCGCCCCGCAGCAGGUGGCCGAGAAGAACUCCAUCCCCAUCCCCACCAUUAUCAUCAAAGCCCCGUCCACCAGCAGCAGCGGGCGCAGCAGCCAGGGCAGCAGCACGGAGGCCGAACCCCCAGCCUCAGCGGAUGCCGCCGGCCCCUCCCCCGCUUCCCCGGUUCCGGCCCCCUCCCCGGGGCCCCCGUCCUCCCCUCUGCCCGCUCCGCCCUCGCCCAGCGGCCCGGCCACCUUGGACUUCACCAGUCAGUUCGGGGCAGCCCUAGUGGGGGCGGCCCGGAGGGAGGGGGGCUGGCAGAACGAGGCCCGCCGGCGCUCCACCCUCUUCUUGUCCACCGACGCCGGGGACGAGGACGGCGGGGAGGCCGGCCUGGGCGGCUCGGCUCCGCCGGGGCCUCGCCUCCGGCACUCCAAAUCCAUAGACGAGGGCAUGUUCUCUGCCGAGCCCUACCUGCGCCUGGAGGCGGGCGGUGGCAGCGCCUACGGGGGCUACGGGCCCGGCCGAGCCUACGGAGGUAGUGGCAGCGGCGGCGGCGGUGGCGGCGGCGGCGGGGUCAGUGCCUUCACUAGCUUCUUGCCCCCGCGCCCCCUGGUUCAUCCGCUCACCGGCAAGGCCCUGGACCCCGCGUCGCCGCUCGGGCUGGCUCUGGCGGCCCGAGAGCGGGCGCUGAAGGAGUCCUCCGAGAGCAGUGGCGCGCUUCCGCAGCCCCCUCCGAGGCCCCCGUCGCCCCGCUACGAGGCCCCCCUCCCGCCCCCUCCCCACCCCCACCACGCGCACCCCAUCCCUCACCACGAGCCAGUGCUGCGCCUAUGGGGCGCCCCGCCCCCCGAGCCCGGGCGGAGAGAGCUGGGCUACCGGGCUGGGCUGGGGAGCCCGGAGAAGCCCUUGCCUGCGAGUCCCCCCGCGGCUCGCCGCUCCCUCCUGCACCGCCUCCCUCCCGGGCCUCCCGGCGUGGGGCCCUUGCUGCUCCAGCUGGGGCCCGAGCCCAGCCCGCCCCCUCCUGCGGCGAAGAGCUGGCGGGGAGGAGGGGGCCCCGACGACUCGGAGCGCCUCCCCCUGCACGUGCGCUUCCUGGAGAACUGUGAGCCCCGGGGAGGCGGGCGAGGGGGCCCCUCGGAAGACGCGGCUCCGGGGCCCCCGCAGGCCUCCGCCUCGUCCCCCCGGAACCGGGAGGAGAACGGGCUGCCCCUGCUGGUCCUGCCCCCGCCUGCCCCGUCGGUGGACGUGGAGGACGGUGAGUUUCUCUUUGCGGAACCACUGCCGCCCCCCCUGGAGUUCUCCAACAGCUUCGAGAAGCCUGAAUCCCCGCUCACGCCCGGCCCCCCGCCCCCACUGCCCGACCCGCCUUCCGUAACCACUGCCGCCGCCGUAGCCCCGGCCCCUGGUCCUUCCCCGGCGGCAGCCUCCGGGCCGGCCCUGGACUCUACCGCGUCCAGCCUGACGUCCUACGACAGCGAGGUGGCCACGCUGACCCAAGGAGCCGCCGCCGGCCCCGGCGACCCCCCUGCUCCGGGGCCCCAGGCUCCCGCGGCGCCCGCCCCCGCAGCCCCCGCAGCCCCCGGCCCGGGUCCUGAGCCGCCACCUGGCACAGACUCGGGCAUCGAGGAGGUGGACAGCCGGAGCAGCAGUGACCACCCUCUGGAGACCAUCAGCAGUGCGUCCACACUGAGCAGCUUGUCAGCCGAAGGAGGAGGUGGGAGCGGCGGCGGCGGAGGCAGCAGCGGGGGCGGCCCCGAGCUCCUAGACACCUACGUGGCCUACCUGGAUGGCCAGGCUUUUGGGGGAGGUGGCGGGGUCGGCCCGCCCUACCCCCCGCAGCUGAUGACUCCGUCCAAGCUUCGAGGCAGGGCCCUGCGGCCGGGCCCAGGCGGGGGCCUCCGGGACCCAACCACCCCCACCAGCCCCACGGUCUCGGUGGCCGGCGCCGACGGCCUGCUGGCUCUGAGUGGCUGCGGGGGCCCCCAGCCUCCUGGCUCCUCCGACACCGAUGGGGCUCCAGGUCCCUCGGGGGCGACCUCACUGCCCCGAAAGCUGCUACCCUGGGAGGAAGGGCCAGGCCCACCCCCGCCUCCCUUGCCCCCGCUGCCCGGACCCCUGUCCCAGCCCCCACCCUCGGCCUUGGCCACGGUCAAGGCCAGUAUCAUCAGUGAGUUAAGCUCCAAGUUGCAGCAGUUUGGGGGCGCCGCGGCCGGCGGGGCCUUGCCCUGGGCCCGAGGAGGCAGUGGGGGAGGUGGGGACAACCACGGAGGCCCCAGCUAUGAGCGCACUGCCUCCCUGCAGCGACAAAGGCUCGCGGAAGACCCCCCAUCUUCGCUUCUCUCCAAGCCCGUCAGCAGCUUAUUCCAGAACUGGCCCAAGCCUCCGCUGCCGCCGCUCCCCUCAGGGUCUGGGGUGACCCCAGCAUCUGGGGGAACUGGCGCCGGGUCGCCCUCGCCGUCCUCAUCUUCAUCCACCCGCCACCUCCAGGGCGUGGAUUUUGAAAUGCGCCCCCCUCUACUCCGACGCGCCCCCAGCCCCUCCUUGCUGCCCCCCUCGGACCACAAAGUCAGCCCGGCUCCCCGGCCCUCUUCUCUGCCCAUCCUGCCCUCUGGACCCCUGUACCCUGGCCUCUUCGACCUUCGAGGCUCGCCCACUGGAGGGGCUGGGGGCGCCUCGGACCCCUUCGCUCCCGUUUUCGUGCCCCCUCACGCGGGGAUGGCGGGAAGCCUGGGUGGGGCGUUGGCCGGGGCCUCACGCUCGCUGUCGCCUACCCGCCUGCUCUCCUUGCCCCCGGACAAGCCAUUUGGGGCCAAGCCCCUAGGUUUCUGGACCAAGUUUGACGUGGCCGAUUGGCUGGAGUGGUUGGGCCUGGCCGAGCACCGAGCUCGCUUCCUGGACCACGAGAUCGAUGGCUCCCACCUGCCCGCCCUGACCAAGGAGGACUACGUGGACUUGGGCGUCACCCGGGUGGGGCACCGAAUGAACAUUGACCGAGCUCUCAAGUUCUUCCUGGAGAGGUGAUGGCCGGCCCACUGAGGACCCUCGGGGAGGGCUCUCGCACAGCGGCCCCGCCCCUCCGGAAUGCUGGCCAGAUGUCACGUGAUGCUCCCAUUCGCCCUCCCCCCCCCCCCCCGGACCUGGGCUGGCCGCUUGCUUCACACUUGCUCCACCGGCCGCCGACAGUCAUCCUACUGGACAUGCGCACCUCAGAGGAGGGGGCAGCUGGGACUGGACAGUGUGUGCGUCGUCGUUGGGUGAAGGGGGGAGGGGAACCGGUGGGGGAGACGCUGCCCCACUCCCUCCCAGGGAGAUGGCUGAAGCUGUGGGAGCUGGAGGGAGAGAGGCGUAAGGAGGGAAGAUGUACCCCGACCUCCCCCUCUCCAGGUCCCUAGGGGAGGAGGAGAGAAUAGCAGAGCCAUAGACGGGGAGCCCCAAGGCUAAUUGGAUGAAGGGGGCUCCCUGGGCAGCAGGGGAAGGGGGCAAAGCAGGGGUCCCCACUCUCCCCAGGCCCCAGAGUUGACCAUCCACCACGCCCCCAAUCCAUCCCCAUCUCCCGCCUGACCUCCCCGCCCCAACCUGAACCCCCAUUCCUCUUCUGCCCUCAUCUCUCCCUCCCUCCCAUCCUCUCCUGCCUCCCGGCCUCUUGCACGCUCCUUGGCACGCCCGCUCGCCUAUGCGCCACCACCUCCCCUGGGCUGCAAUUUUGCACACAUUUGCGCUGUCUCAUGCUUUCUUGCACACUCCCUAAGGUGGUGCCUGCAGGUCCCUUAAAGUCGAUGCGACCCAGCUCUCUUGCACGCUCACUUUUUUCUUCCCCUCCGUCUUAAUGACUUUGCCUCCCAUACUGUGCUGCCCUCUGCUCCACUCACCCGUGCUCAGGAUCCCUGCUCCUUUGGGGCUGCCUCGGACCCUAGCUCCCAUCCGGGUCCCCUCGGCUACCAUCUGGCACAUUUCUCCCGCUCCUAGCCUUCUUUCUCUUCUUUGCACUCGUUCCAUCUCCUGUCCCAAACUCCGCUCUCACACGGUCCACUUGUUCUCAUUACCUUUCCCGGCACACUUGCACUCACUUUCACGUACUGUUUGCUCCCUUAGGACCCUCCUCCUCGGGCCCAGCUCCUCAUUCGCACUUGCUCGACUAUUUACAACACUCGCACACUGCCUUCUGGUUCUGCUCCUUCCUUGCUCCUCACCGCAUUCUCCUCUUGCACACUCACUCUUCCCUUGCACGCUCCCUUGCUCUUCCCUACACCUUGUUUUUGCCCCUUUCUAGUCCCUCCUCUUGCUCACGUAUCCCCCUAUUCCUGGCUCCUCUGGCUCUUUUCUCCCUUUUUCUCGCUCGUCCUGAUAAUACACUUGUACACCCUGCCUCUUCCCGCACACUUUCUUGCUGUUCUUACACUUUCCGAUCUUGCGGAGUCUUUUCUCCUUGAGUCUCUUGCACACUUGAUCUUUUGACGUGGUUUCUUUGCACUCCUUUUAGAAUUCCUGCCCCUUUUCCACACUCGUUUCCUCCUCUCCUUAUGUCCCCGGCUCACUGACUUCACUGUGCUUUCUUCUCACACAGCUCUGGCACAUUUCCUUUUCUCCCUGAGUUUUCUCUUACAAAACUCGUCUCCCUUUCCCCUCUUGCUCACUCACUUUUCUGUUUCUGCUCCUUCCUUGCUUCUCACAGCAUUCUCCUCUUGCACACUCACUUCUCGGUCCGAUUCCUUCCUGCUCUCCCGGUGACCCUUCGCAUGCCCCCCUCGCCCUCCAGCCCUUGCUUGGCUCUCCGUGCCUAGCUUUUCUUGCCUCCCUCGCCUCCUGCUCCUCGACGCUCUGGAGCCCCUACAGCCCUUCUCUCGGACACACUCACUCGCUUUCUUCCUGCUCCUGGAAUGCUUACUCUUCCUCUACACUUACACUCUCCUUGCACACUUGCCUUUUCUCGGAUUUACACUUGGCUGAUUCUUCCUAGUUCAGCCCCUCCCGCUCCCUUUCUUCCUGUCUCUUGCAUGAUGGUUUCUCUCCCUCCCCCCCUUCUAGCAUGGCCUACCCUCUUUCUCCCCCCCCCCAUUUACCCAAAAGCUCCCUUCCCACUACCAGCUCCCUCACAGACCCCUGGGGAGGGGGAAUUGAAGUCGCCCCUCUCCUUACCCUAGGGACCCCUCUCCCACUUCCAUAUGGGGGGAAGGACAGCCCCUCUAAGCUUCCCCACACACACGUUCAGCUGCCAAAGAAGGGAGCUCCCUUUCUUCCCCCUCACUCUAAGCCCACCCUCCCUUCUGCUACCCCCCAAAUUCCCGGGGGGCUGCUCCGUCCAUGGGUGGGGGGGGCUCCCAGCCCUCUUCCCCCUCACCACGUCAGGGAUCUGCGGGUUAUCUUGUGGGAGGGUUGGGGGGAGGGGGGAGAAGGGGGUGAGGGAAUCCGUCCUCCCUCCCUCAUGUCCGUCGUCCGUUGUUCUCCCCCACCCCCGGGGACCCCGCGGUGUUCGUCUAUCAAGGGCUUGUUCAUUCCGGAUGGGCACCGCGGAAGGGGGCGGGGUCAGGGAGGGGGAGGGAGGGGAG